Molecule: messenger RNA, 583 nt
Organism: Maniola jurtina (meadow brown)
Lineage: Eukaryota; Metazoa; Arthropoda; Insecta; Lepidoptera; Nymphalidae
Exons: 3
Coding region: 210-506 (98 amino acids)
Source: RefSeq, a predicted model, not a curated record
UGCCAUGCGAAUAGGAAUAAUUUUCGGAUGUGGUCUUUGCGAUAAAAUAAUAAUUAUCACAUGGCCUCAUUAGUUCAUGAAAAAUGUUUCAGCAUUUUGCACAAAUGCAUAUCACAAACUUGCUUUGCGAAACGCGAGCAAUCAUAUUAUCAUCGUGAGUGCUGUGUUACCAACGUCAGUUAAAUAAAUUCCUACUUUUUGUAUGAAAGAUGCAUUAUAUUAGUGUUACCGAAUUACUAUCACCGGCAGAAAACCCAGUGUGUAAAAUUCAGGGCCUGCCUUCAACAGAUCUUAAUACUUUGGAAUCAUGUUUUUUGGAUCUUCAUCUAACAUGCAAAAAUCUUGAAAACUUCAUUGAAGUAGAUUUUUCUGGUGUUGAUGUUCUGAAUAUACUUUGCGGCUUAGAUUUUCGAGUUGUAAGUCAGUGUAUGGCAAUCGAAGUCACUGCGAUUGGAGGAAGGACAAUGAAAAUUCAAAAGAUUUUUUGGACAAUGGCUAAGGAAUGAAUAGUACCUAAAUGAUAAGAUCCAUUUACUACAUAAAAUUACAUUUAUUGAAUAAAAUAAAGAUCUUCAAAAAAUUA